Molecule: messenger RNA, 1662 nt
Organism: Daphnia carinata
Lineage: Eukaryota; Metazoa; Arthropoda; Branchiopoda; Diplostraca; Daphniidae
Product: glutamate receptor ionotropic, delta-2-like
Exons: 9
Coding region: 1-1314 (437 amino acids)
Cellular component (GO): membrane
Molecular function (GO): glutamate-gated receptor activity
Source: RefSeq, a predicted model, not a curated record
AUGACCAGUUGCAAAACUGAUGAUAACGAUUUACAUAAGCAACAUAACGGCUUAAAAGGAAAACAUAUGCAAAUUGUUACAGGCCAAUUCGCUCCAGUAACUAUAUUAACAAGAAAUUCCUCUGGUCAUGUUGUUGACUAUUCCGGUCUGUUGUUUCACCAUCUCCGGUUCCUGUCUCAAAAAUUAAAAUUCACGUAUAACAUAUUCAUCGUAGCAGAGAACACCAAUGGAAUUAAGGUCAAUGGCACAUGGAAUGGAAUAAUUGGAACGUUGCUAAGACAAGAAGCUGAUAUUGGUUUAGCGCCAGUAGCAAUUUCUCUACAGCGAUAUGAAGCUCUCGAUUUUCGGGGAAGAAUUGGAGGAGACUGGACGGGCAUCCUGGUCAGAUAUCCUCCCCCUUUCGUUUCAUUUACCAGCACGCUCGACCUAUUUUCCAAAGACGUGUGGAUCGGAUUUUUAGUUUCUGCUGUCGUAGUUGCCGGAAUUUUCAUCGUUUUGACCUCCAUAGGAAAACGGUUGCACAACACGCUGGAUUCCGAGACGAGCAAUACCGCUUUUGCCUGGUACUUGUUCGGUACCUUCUUUUCUCAAGGAAAUCGUAUCCCAGCUAGCCAACGAUUUCAACAAGUCCUCGCCGCAACGUGGUGUCUAGCAGCUUUUGUCUUCGUCAACAGUUAUAAUUGCACGUUAACAUCUUACAUGUCGGUGACAUAUCAAAAACCAGAUAUCAACUCAUUAAAAGAGUUGGCUAUCUCUACAACUUACAAAGCAAACGUUCUAAUGGGCUCUAUUCAAGAGAUUGACUUAUUAAUGUCAACUAAUGAAUAUAUAAAAACGAUUGCAGCGAGAAUGAAACAAUGUCCUGAUUGCAGGAAAUUCAACUCAAGCGAUCAGGCUUUGCAAGUUAUAAAACACGACAAUUACGUUGCGAUUAUGGCAUAUAGCAGCGGUAGAAGUAACAUGCAGAAACAUUCCUCUGAGAGAGGCAAAUGCCUUUUAACCAUGGCCAAGGAGAAAACGACGUGGGCUAACAUGUUCCUUGCUGUCCCGAAAACAAGUCCUUACAAGGAGGAAAUUGAAAGAGAGUCUUUAUGGUUCCAUGCCGCUGGAUUACGUGAAUAUUGGUCUGUCCGUCAAGAAAAAUAUCCCAAACAAUGCGAACUCAUCUACAAUAACAAAGGGACGUCUAUCAAGAGAUCGAGCAAUCGAAUUAAAUUGGAACAGUUUUAUCUACCUUUCCUGUUACUCCUUGGUGGCUAUGUUCUGGGUCUCAUUCAAUUUUUCCGUGAACAUCUUACUCAUUGUAAACGUUAAUGAGAAAUGAUGCCACGAUAUUGCCGACGCAUGUUCUGUGUUGGACGAAGUCGUAUUCAAAUCCAGUUCACAAAUUUGCUUAACAAUCACCAACGUUCCUAGUUUAAAAACGGUAGUUAAACAGCGAACCACAAGCUUUUAUCCCUAUAAAACAUUUAUUCAAACGCAAUUUAUUAGCACUUUACGAACCAAAAAAUAACUACGUUGCACAACAGUGCGGAAAUCAGAAAACAAUAGGAAGUACAGUAUAAAUGAUUGUUGCCACAUUCGAAGUAACACUUAUGAAAUUAUUCCCAUUUUUCUAUUUUAUCCCUGAUGUGCACAACCACCGUCAAAUUUGAGCAAACC